This is a messenger RNA of Antechinus flavipes (yellow-footed antechinus), 4024 nucleotides long. RefSeq names its product mirror-image polydactyly 1 (gene MIPOL1). Lineage: Eukaryota; Metazoa; Chordata; Mammalia; Dasyuromorphia; Dasyuridae. The transcript is spliced from 12 exons. The record is from RefSeq and is a predicted model, not a curated record. The coding region runs from base 145 to 1524 and encodes 459 amino acids.
UCCAAAAGCAAAUGUGGAACUUAAAAAAAGAUUGCCAACUUCAAAAUCAACACAGUUAUAGAGAAUUAGUAGAAAAGGAAAAGCUUACAGCUUCAUUUGAGGAUUUCAUUUGAGGACUUUUGUAAAGAACUCUGUGUACUACAUAUGAGCUUUAAAAUCUUGGAGCAACAAUCAAUGACCAUGCCAGAUCAAACAAGUUCAGAAGUACAAAUGGAGAACUGGUCAAAAGAUAUAGUCCAAAGUUGCCAUGAACAAGAGACUAUAUUGAAAAAGAAAAAUUCACAGCCAGAUGACCAACUUGUUGCUAGUUCUGCUGGAUUCAUGUACCAUGAACAUAAUAAACUAGCAAAACAGACUUUGUUUGAGAAGACAAAACUUCUGAUGGAUAACCAGAGGAGCUUUUACCCAGAGGAUGAUACUGCAUACUCUAACACUGAAAAAUUGAAUAUCAUAGAACAGAAAAGCAGUGAUCUACUCUGUGAUCUUAUGGCACCUGUUCAAAUUACAGAAAAUAUAGAUAAAGACAAGAUAAUAUCACUCCUUCUAAAAGAAUUGAAUGUUCUCAGGACAACCAAUAAAAAGCUUCAAGAAAAACUGGCUCAAGAAAGUAAAGACUUGAAGACACUAAAGCUUGAACUGGAACUCCUAGAGAGAGCAACAGAAGCUAAAAUUGCUGAAAAGACAGCAGCUCUGGUUGAAGAGAUCUAUUUUGCACAGAGGGAACGUGAUGAAGCUAUCAUGUCUAGACUCCAGUUAGUCAAUGAGGAGAAAGAUGAAGCCAUUUCACGAGCCAGAAAACUUGAGAAAUCUUUGAAAGAGCUAGAAAAUAUUAACCCUGAAGAAAAUGACAUGACAUUACAGGAAUUAUUGAACAGAAUAAACAAUGCAGACACAGGGAGUGCUAUCCAGAGAAAUGGAGCUGUAAUUAUGGAUCGAAUAUACAAGAUCAAGGAAUGUAAAGAGAAAAUAACUACUGAGAAAAUGAAGACAGUGAUAGAGGAACGUGAUGCUGCUUUGUCUAAGUGCAAACGGCUAGAGCAGGAGCUUCAUCAUCUGAAAGAGCAGAACCAGACUUCGGCAAACAACAUAAGACAUCUGACUGCUGAAAACAAUCAAGAACGUGCUCUGAAGACAAAGUUAUUAUCUAUGCAAGAAGAUAGAGAAACUGUUAUUCAACAAUAUAAAAAAUUAAAAGAAGAAAUCCAAACUCUGCAAAUUUACUACAGUUUACAUAAAUCUUUAUCCCAAGAAGAAAGUCUAAAGGACCAAUUUAACUGUACUCUUAGUACCUAUGAGGAUGCUUUAAAAAACAGAGAGGAUAUUGUUUCCAUUACUCAUCAACAAAAUGAGGAACUGACCAUCCAGCUGCAGCAAGCCCUGACAGAGAGAACAAACAUGGAAUUAAAGCUUCAGAAAGCUUUAGAGGCCUCCCAAAAGGCCAGUGAAAAAGUCCAAAAGUUGGAAAAGUUGGUGGACGUUCUGAGGAAGAAGGUUGAAACAGGGACCAUUAGGACGGUGAUCUGACUGAAAGCUUCAGUCUAGGGAAGCAAUCACAUCUGGUGACCAGGCUGCUUCAUUCAAUACUAUGUAAACACUAAAGCCUUCACUUAACAAAGUUGUUAGAAGUUGGAACACUUCAACGAUAUACCAAGCUGAGAUAAAAUCAAAUCACAAAUGUUUAACCAUUUUGUUGCUGAGUUUGGGUUAUUUAUCCAAAUGUAUUAAUUACAGACCUUUACCAAUGGGUGGCUAAAGUUUAGAGCAUGCUUUGAAACUAUUUCUUUUGUCCCAAUUUAUUUUAAAGUUACAUAGAAACAUGGUAUAGCUGAACUGGACAUGUCUUCUCAUAUUACCUGCUUCAGAAUCAAAACUCAGCAGGGCAAAUAUUGUACAAAUCUAAAUCCAUUGUGUUAGGUCAAGAUUUCAAGUACCUGCUAUUUUAAUAUUGAAUAUCUUUAUGAAUAAAUUUUUAAAUGAUUUUCAAAAGAAGCUAUACUGUGUAAACAUAAGAAAACUCUUUUCUCAAUGUUUACACAUAACCUUUAAUAGCACUAAAGAGAAUUACAUAUAUGCAUCAAAAAGUAGUUGUACAAAAGAUGCUUUAUAAAAAGUUCUAUACUAAGGUCAUAUUGAUGAAGGAAUCAUGUUUUAGUCACACUAAUAAAUGUAGUACAGAGUCAUAAGAAGAUGUUUGAGGAUUGUCUUAUUUUUAAUGUGUCUUCACAAGGCUUUACUAAUGUAUUUAAGAACUGCAAUGAGGGCAACUAGGUGGCUCAGUGAAUAGAGCACCAAUCCUGAAGUCAGGAGGAACUAAGUUCAAAUUUGGUCUCAGACACUUAAUGCUUCCUAACUGUGUGACCCUGGGCAAAUUACUUAACCUCAAUUAUCUCAGCAAAAAAAAAAAAAAAGAAAAGAAAAGAAGAAGAAGAAUUGCAAUGGAUAAUAAUGAGCUAAAUUUGGUUUUAAAAAAAAGUAAAUGUGUACAUUAAUAUACGCACAUAUACAUAUGGAAAAAAUUCUGUCUACUAUAUUUGUCGUCUGUCUCAUGUAUAUUAGCAUGCAUUUGCUUGGCUUGAGUCUAAAAUACACUAAGCCUUGGAAUCUAAUGGAAAAUCUUUUAUUAAUUUUAACUAGAUUUUUUUUUGCAUUUGUCAGGAAGAAUAAGAAAUAUUUAGUAAAAUAAUUUAAAAUAAAAGGCUCUUUUAAAAAUGAAAUUUGAAUUAGCAAAAGAACAAAACAAUAAUAAUAGCUUAUGUUUAUAUAGUACUAGAUGUUAUACAAAUUGAUUUGCAUAUAUUACCUCUUUCAGUUAUUAAUCUAGUUGUCAGAGAACAGUAUUAGCUUCAUGUAAUUUCAAAUGAACAUGUUGGCAUGUUCAUUUAUCAUGUAGGAUGAGAAUGAGUAUAGAUAGCCAGGAAUAAGACAACUUGGAUAAAUUAGUAGAGUAUGUAAGACAUUUUCUAAGCCGAUUACAUUUUUUAAAAAAAGAUUUCCAAUUUUGCCAACACAAAAAGAGCUGAUAUAAAUACUUUUUGUACAAAUAGGUCCUUCCCCCCUCCCUUUUUUGGGAUGUCUUUGGAAUAUAGAUCUAGCAGUGAUGUUGCUGGAUCAAAGGGUAUGCACAGUUUUUUAUAGCCCUUUGGGCAGUAAUUUCAGAUUGUUCUCCACCAACUCCACCAACACCUCUUUUUGUAAUGAUUAAGAAUUGGAAAUCAAAGGGAUGCUCGUCAGUUAAGAAAUCAGUAAAUAAGCUGUGGUAUAUAACUAUAAUGGAAUAUUUUUGUGCUACAAGAAAUGACAAGCAAAAUGCUUUCAGAAAAGAACUAAGAGAACACUGUAAACAGUAAAAACAAUAUUGUUCCAUGAAGAACUGUGAAUCACUUAGGUAUUCUCAGCAAUACAAUGAUCCAAGACAAUUCAAAAAUAUGAAACAUAUGAUCCACCUCCUGAGAAAGAAAUGAUAUUAUUUGAAAUACAUAUUGAAGCAUGCUAUUGUUUUUACUUUCUUUUUCUGUUUUUUUUCUUUUAUUCCAGUAUUUUUUUACAAAAUGACAAUUAUAGAAAUGUUUUACAGAAUUGCUCACAUAUAACCUAUAUUUGAUUGAUUACUGGAGGUAAUUUUUACUGAUUACAGGGAGGUGGUAAAGAAUGGAAGGAUAUAAUUUGGAACUCAAAAAUUUAAAUAAAAAAUGUUAAAGGAAAAAUAUCUAAAGAUAAUAUGACUUGCAUUUUCUUCUUGUAGAAGAAAAAUCAUUUGAACUUCUCUGAAAAUAAAAGUUUCUAUAAGAUACAAAAGUAUAGAAAAUAUAUAAUUUAUUCUCUACUUCUCUGUCUUUAUUCUUUUUUUUAAUGGUAAUUAGGGGCAUAUCCCAGAGCUGUAAACCAAUAAGUUACUCCUGCUGGCUGAUUCUUUAAUAGUGUACCUAUUAAAGCCAAUCCUAACCAGAUCCAAUCUUCAGUCAGAAAGAAAUAGAGCUUCUCCCAGCCCAACAACAUUCUUCUCUCUCUAUUGUAUCAAGUAGAA